CGAUAAUGGUGAAUAGGAUGAUUAUAUAAACAUUGGUAAGGUAGAGACAAAGGAAUAAAAAGCAAAAGGGGAAAAGGUAUUUUGUGUUGCAGUAAAACACUUCACAUGGCCACCCUUCAGCUGCCCAUUUCUGUAUUCUUUAGCUUUUUCUCUUUGCAUUAUUUAUCUAUGUCACACUUUCCCUUUUAGGUCUUCUUCUUGUUGCUUGUAUUGGGAUUUGACUGCAAGAGUGCUUCAUCAGAUGGUGCUGCUGCUCUAAAGUCUAAAGUGAAGCUCAAACAACUCAUACAAGAAUGGUGUCUCCUUACAACUCAUUUACCACUCGAACUAUAUUCUCUGAAGUUGCUGGGGAUAUUACAAUUGCUGCAAAUGGAGAGUCUUUCCUACUGCAUAAGUUUCCCCUGGUAUCUUUGAGUGGAAAGAUCCGGAAGAUGGUGGCGGAUGCCAACGAUCCAAAUCUCUCAGAAUUGGAUUUGAAUCACGUACCAGGAGGACCUGAAACAUUUGAACUGGCUGCAAAGUUUUGUUAUGGCAUGAACUUUGAGAUCACAACCACAAACGUAGCACGUUUGCGCUGUGUGGCAGAAUACUUGGAAAUGACAGAAGAUUAUCGUGAAGAGAAUCUCAUUGCAAGAACAGAAACAUUCCUUGAUGAAGUUGUCUCUCCAAGUCUUGAAAAAUCCGUGCAAGUACUUUCUUCCUGUGACGCCCUUCUUCCUACUGCAGAGGAGGUUGGUAUUCCAGAUAAAUGCAUUGAUGCCAUUACCAGGAAUGCUUGUCAGGAGCAACUUGUAUCCAGUCUAUCUCGUUUAGAUUGUGAUAGUGGAUCUUUGGAACUUAAGGACAGGUGUCUUGAAUGGUGGGUCGAAGAUCUUUCUGUUCUGAGUAUUGAUUUUUAUCGCAGAGUUAUCAUGGCAAUGGGACAUGUUGGGGUACACAUAGACAGCAUUAUUGCGUCCUUGAUGCAUUACGCCCAGGUCUCUCUAAAGGGUAUUGGGAAACCGCAAAUUUGGAAUCCAGCCAGAUCGUAUCCUUGUAAGGGAGAAAAGGGGCAGAGAACAAUAAUUGAAACUCUUGUUAGUCUAUUGCCUCCAGAAAAGAGUUCAUCUGUUCCACUGAAUUUUCUUUUUGGGAUGUUGAGGAUAGGUAUCAUGGUGGAUGCCACGCUAGCCUGCAGGCUUGAAAUUGAGAGGAGGAUUGCCUUCCGGCUGGAAAUGGUCUUACUUGAUGAUUUGCUUAUACCAUCUGUCCAGACUACAGGUGAUUCUUUGUUUGAUGUUGACACUGUCAAGCGGAUAUUGAUACAUUUCCUCCAAAGGAUUGACCAGGAAGAAAAUGAAGAUUGUGGAUAUGAAUCAGAAGGUAUUGAUUCUCCAAGCCAUGGCGCUCUAUUGAAAGUUGGACGGCUGAUAGACACAUAUCUUGCUGAAAUUGCUCCUGAUCCAUAUUUGAGUCUUGACAAAUUCACUGCUAUGAUAUCAGUGUUGCCUGAUUAUGCUCGUAUAAUUGAUGACGGACUUUACAGAGCUAUUGAUGUUUAUUUGAAGGCCCAUCCAACCCUAAGUGAGCAUGAAGCGAAGAAGCUGUGCAAGUUCAUAGAUUGCCAGAAGCUCUCUCAAGAAGCAUGCAAUCAUGCAGCACAGAAUGAGAGACUCCCAGUUCAAAUGACUGUCCGAGUUCUCUACUUUGAGCAGCUCUGCCUUAAGAAUGCUCUAUCCGGAAGUUGUGGAGAUACUUUUGUAUCACAAAAGAUCAGUAGUGGUCUUACAAGUGCAGCUAUGUCGCCUAGAGAUACUUAUGCUUCUUUAAGGAGAGAGAACCGAGAACUGAAGCUGGAGAUAUCAAGAAUGAGGGUAAGGCUCAGUGACCUGGAGAAGGAACAAGUGUUCAUGAAACAAGGUAUGAUGGAUAAAACAGGACAUGGAAAAACAUUCUUAACUUCCCUCUCUAGAGGUAUAGGAAGAUUUGGUAUAUUUGGCAAUCCUUCUGGAGAAAAACAUCACAAGUCGGGUCGCAAAUCCAGGACAUCAGAAGGUAAAACUGGUAGAAGUAGGAGGUAUUCUCUUUCCUAGAAAUGGUUGUAUGCCACAAUGUAAAUUAAUGCAUGAUUCAAGAGCUCUGCAAAAGUGGCUAAUUAUUCUUGCUGUCCUUGCCAAUAUCA
This is a messenger RNA of Nicotiana attenuata, 2161 nucleotides long. RefSeq names its product BTB/POZ domain-containing protein At3g08570-like. The transcript has 4 exons. NCBI's taxonomy places the organism in Eukaryota, Viridiplantae, Streptophyta, Magnoliopsida, Solanales, Solanaceae. The record is from RefSeq and is a predicted model, not a curated record. The coding region runs from base 294 to 2072 and encodes 592 amino acids. Gene Ontology annotation, molecular function: protein binding.